AAAAUAAAUCGAAUUUCAAAGAAAGUCUAUAAAUAACUUACGUUAUGUUGUCGUCGACAUGAUUAUUAUAUUAGAAAUAUGUUGUAAUGUAUAUUAUCAAUGUUAUGGGUCAGAGUGGAAUAACCUUGGCAAUUUCAAAGUAAUUUCUUCUAAACUUAUUCACUUAUGUAUUAUAGAUAAAGUCUGCAAACGAAAUGUUUCGAACGAUUCUAAGAACGUUUAGUACGCGUAAAUAUAAUAAAGUUGGUUUAAUAGGUGUACCUUUUGAAAAAGGACAGCAAAAAAAAGGUGUCGCUCUUGGUCCUAAAGUAAUUAGAGAUGCUGGUCUUACAAAAGAAUUAGAAGUAUUAGGUUUAGAUGUUAAAGAUUAUGGAGACAUUAUAUACAAAACGGUAGGUACAGGCGAUAUAAAUAAUAUGACACAUUUGGAAGAUGUAGCAGCAUGUACUAAACUUUUAUCUGAACAAGUUCAAAAGAUAUUAAAAGAUGAUCGAUGCGUAUUAACGCUUGGAGGAGAUCACAGCGUAAGCGUUGGAACUAUAGAUGGCCAUGUUCAAGCAAUGGAAGAUAUUGCAGUACUUUGGAUCGAUGCACAUGCAGAUUUAAAUACUAAUAAAACUAGUGAAAGCGGAAAUGUUCAUGGAAUGCCUGUAGCAUUAUUAACGACUGAGCUUUCCGAUUAUUGGCCGCAUUUACCUGGAAUGGAUUGGCAGAAACCGAUGUUGGUUUUAUAUAUUAUUUCUUUAACAAGUUUAAUUUAUGUUCUAUUCUGUGAGAGAAUAUGUAGAAAAUGUAUAUAUAUUUACAGGCUAUCAAUUAGAAACGUGGCUUACAUUGGAUUAAGAUCCGUAGAUCGUUACGAGAGAUUAGUUAUUGAAAAAUUUGGUAUUCCUGCUUUUGGGAUGGAAGACGUUGAAAGAUUUGGUAUUCAUAAUACAAUUUCUAUGGCAUUAGAUAAAAUUGAUCCUUACGGGGUAAAAUCACUGCAUGUUAGUUUUGACAUUGAUUCUUUAGAUCCCCUGGAAGCUCCAAGUACAGGAACAGCAGUACGAGGUGGAUUAUCUCUACGAGAGGCAAUUCAUAUAAUGGAAGAAAUACAUAGAACACGUAGAUUAAAUGCUAUAGAUUUAGUAGAAGUAAAUCCUCAUAUCGGUGAUCAGCGAGAUGUUAAAUUAACUGUCGAGGCUGCCAUAUUUAUUAUUCAAGCUGCUUUAGGAUAUACUAGACGUGGUUUGAAAGUUCCUAAAGGUGUUACUGAUAUGCCAUUGCAAACAUUUAAAUAAUAUGAUAAAUUAGUAUUAAAAACAUACUUGUAUGUGAGUAUCUCUCUCAAUUUAUGCAAAUAAACUAUUGAUUUCAUAUGAA
Messenger RNA from Polistes canadensis, 1365 nucleotides. It is a transcript of the gene arg, whose product is annotated as arginase-2, mitochondrial. Bases 195 to 1283 code for a protein of 362 amino acids. Gene Ontology annotation, cellular component: nucleus; cytoplasm; cytosol. Lineage: Eukaryota; Metazoa; Arthropoda; Insecta; Hymenoptera; Vespidae. Gene Ontology annotation, molecular function: manganese ion binding; arginase activity. The record is from RefSeq and is a predicted model, not a curated record. The transcript is spliced from 6 exons.